Molecule: messenger RNA, 1289 nt
Organism: Leopardus geoffroyi (Geoffroy's cat)
Lineage: Eukaryota; Metazoa; Chordata; Mammalia; Carnivora; Felidae
Gene: CB4H12orf60
Product: chromosome B4 C12orf60 homolog
Exons: 3
Coding region: 385-1119 (244 amino acids)
Source: RefSeq, a predicted model, not a curated record
GCCUCCAUUGCGCAGAACCACGUUAAUUGACACUUCUUUAGACCAAUAGAAAUAAGGAAAGCGAAGCAAGUGGGUUAGGUGAUUGGCUGAUGAGAAGACUACGUUCCCUCUAGGACCGAGACAUUCUGACUUAAUUUCCGGGAUCUCCGUCACGUUGGGUUGGACGGGACGAUUCCAGUUAGCUGUUUUGCAGUGUUUCUUUUGGCCAGAAUUGUAUUAGUUUUUGGAUUUUGGAUUUUUUCGUGAUAAGUCCUUUAUGAUGUCACUAUACCUAUAUACGGAUUUUCACUUAGGUCUAGUCUUUCAUCCUUCCCUGCUAUCUGCGGUUUGUCUGAGACUCCUCCCCCUUUCCCCUUAAAGUGCUGAAACAUUUUUGUUGGAGAAAUGUCUUCAGAAUCAGAAAAGGAUAGAGACAGGCUGGUUCAAGCUGCCCAAAAGUUCUUCUUUCAUAUGCAAGAUCUUGCUUCCUUCACUAACAUACUUAUUGAAUUGUUUAACUGCAGUAUGAAUACUCAGAUCAACCACAUGACUGUGAAAGAAGAUGAUAAUAUUAAGGAUGUCUUUGAACAAAUGUUCAAAAUUUUAAAGGAGAUGCAAUCUGUACUGGAGGCAAAGUAUGACCAAAUGCAAAAGGAACCUUUAUGUUCCCAGAUUGUAACAGCUGUUUGUUCCAUAGUUGAGAAGAACACCAAUGUAAAGGAGUUGCAUCAGUCAGCUAAAGAAAUGUUCAAAAAUGUCCACACACCAGUCAUUGUCUCUGUGCUGAAUAGUAGUAACAUCCUGGGGAGUUUAGAAUCUUCUGUCUCACCCUUGAUGAAAUAUCCCAUCAUGAAUCUUCGGUUAAGUGACCUCUAUAGAAAAGACACCAAAGAGCAAUCAGAUGCCACCACAUCUGUGAAAAGCACAAGCCCAGGGCCACCCCAAAUCAGUACAAUAGACACCUUGAAGAAGUUGCAGGGUGCGUCAAAAACUGAGCAAACCAAGAAUACCAUCAAGUCCACUGCAGAUCAGCUGGAGCAAAUUGUCAAAGCUUUGCUACCAAUCUUAGAGGUCCUCCAAAAAGUCAUAAGCACUAUGGAAACCAAGAUGCCUGUGCCUAAGAAGACCAAUGACCAGUAGGAGUGCUCAUUUCUGUCAGAGAAUCAGUGAGUCCUGUGAAAUUUUGGAGUAUGUUCUAAGACCUUUCAUGCUAGAAAUGUGUUAUGUUGAGACAUAAGUGCAAAGAGUAGUCACCCAACAGACCAUUUACCUUGAAUUUUGCUUUAUUCAAAUAAAAAUAAUCAAAGAAA